Fusarium odoratissimum NRRL 54006 is the source of this 2799-nucleotide messenger RNA. RefSeq lists its product as uncharacterized. The coding region runs from base 1 to 2799 and encodes 932 amino acids. The transcript is spliced from 4 exons. NCBI's taxonomy places the organism in Eukaryota, Fungi, Ascomycota, Sordariomycetes, Hypocreales, Nectriaceae. Gene Ontology annotation, cellular component: plasma membrane. The record is from RefSeq and is a predicted model, not a curated record.
AUGAUGCAGCGGGUAAACCUUUUGGCCCUCUGGCUGCUCGCCUCUCCUUGUGUCGGUAUCAACAUUACGCCGAGCAACGAUGCAAACGCAUUGGCCAACGCUGUCUUCUCUGGCACUGGCGUGGUCAUCACCUCGGCUUCGUAUCAAGGUGCCACAGAUGCCUCAGGAACAUUCACCAACGGUCCAUUCGGUAUUGGGAGCGGUGGAAUCUUUACAUCCGGCUCUGCAUCAGGCGCUGCUCCAGGGGGGAAUACCCAAGUCGCCAAUGGAGCGGCAGGAUCGGCGACCUACUGCGGUUCUAAUACCUUCGAUGGCUCUUUGCUGACUGUCGAUCUCGUUAUCUCACCCGGAUAUAACGGCCUGCUAAUCCAGCUCAUUUUGGCUUCUUCGGAAGAUUUUGAAAACCCCGACCCUAUUGGUGUAUAUCUUGAUGGAACCCAAUAUGCCAACGAUCCCAAUGGUGACCGGCUGACGGCAACAUCAAGCUAUCUGAGCGCCAUCCAACCCCCCAACAGUGACACUUCAUAUGAUGAUUCUUCACCACCCCUGCUAUUUGGAAUCCAGACGACGGCGGGGGCACAUCAGGUAGUGAUUGCUAUUUGCGAUGACGGAGACAGGUCUUUCGACUCAGGUCUUAUGAUCAACGCCCAAGCCUGCACGGAUUGCAACCAGCCCAUCAUUGUCAACUAUGUCACGACGACAACUACGGUCGCAGCGAAUGUAGCGACCAGUACCACAUCGACCAUUCCAGCUUCAGGAACCGUCUCGGGCACCUUUAUCGUUACUGUUCAGGAGGCCGAGACCACCACCACCACAGCGGAACCAACAACGACAACGACCGAAGCUGAUACGACAACAACAACUGAGGCCGAUACGACAACAACAACUGAGGCUGAUACCACUACGACCACUGAGGAUGAGACGACAGAGACGACAGAGACGACAGAGACGACAGAGACGACAGAGACGACAGAGACGACAGAGACGACAGAGACGACAGAGACCGACUCAAAAACCGACACGGCAUUGACGACAACUACGACCGAGGCAGCAUCCACGACCACGGCCACAGAAACCGAGUCCACAACCUCAGCUAAGGUAUCAGAGCCCGCUACCACCAUAACCGGGACAUCAUCCGAGACGGAGGACGUAACAAGUACAACACUCGCUGCCAGUGAUGCGGCAACAGCGACAGAUGAGACGUCAACGUCUGAAAUAGUUAGCACUUCUUCCGCGACCGCAUCGAACAACGAGACUCCAACGGAGAGUGCUACAAGUGGAGCUCCAGCGUCAACCGUGGGAUCCACCGUCAGUGAAGAUGUCAGCGAGACUGCAACGUCUAGCAGUGUCGGUGGACAGCCAACGGCACAGCAGACGACGACAGAGAUGGAGACAAGUGUCGAGCAGCCAGGCCUGAGCUCUUCUGCAGAGACUACGGUAACCAUCUCCACCCAGACCCAAGACACUACAUCCACAAGGUCUCCUGACAUUACGUCCUCGUUGCCUAUCACCUCCAGCCAGGAAGUGGCACCAGCCUCGACAGCAUCCUCAACACCUAAAAACCUCGAAACCAUUGGUGCAUAUAGCUUUGUCGGCUGCCUAGGGUCCCUAGAGGACUACCCGACGUUCACAGAGGUGUUGACAGACCCUUUGAUGACCACCAGGCAAUGUAUAGCUUUGGCAGCAGGGAGAAAGUAUAUCGGUAUAUAUCAACGGUCUUGCUAUGCAGCUGACUCGCUUACCGGAGCUGGCCUGGUAGUCUCUGACAGCUGCGACCUUCCUUGCCCUGGAGAUCCCUCAAUUUUCUGCGGAGGUAAUGUUCGUAGAAAUGUCCUCCGUCGUUCCAUUCCAUCUGAUCGUCUCCUGACUCUCUAUGCCGCGGAGGAUCUUAUAUCUAUCUCGUCUGAUCUUCCCAUCAGUACUACAAAAGUAGCAAGUCUUUCAGGCACGACCAUUCAAGAAGCGUCUUCAUCAGUAGACGAGAUAAACUCUUCACAGGCCUUAACAUCUAUACCAUUGGAGUCUAGUCUCGUUGCUCCUGGAAUCGAGACAACUGUACCCUACCGCCCAUCAGAGUCAACUGAAGGCAUACCCGAGACAACUCAAGAUCGUCUCCCUAUCCCGUUUCCUACUGCUGGGUCUAUCCGAACAAUGCGAUAUAGUCAGGGCUUCAAUUAUACACGGACCGCCACAGCCAACACCGUCACAACCAUGGUGUAUACCACUGUGCACCCGAACAACCCGACAUUGCUCAUUACUACGCAGGUCGCAGUGACCCUGGGCUAUGAGCCUUGCAACUGCGACCAUCAAGUCUAUCCGACAGUCGAUAUGACCACCAUUAUUGCACCGUGCAGUGCCUGCGGUCCUAAUAACGAAGAUAGUGUUACCUUGGCAGUCCCUACCGCGGCUUGCAAAUCUGCACAACUACAUGAACAGCCUGACUCAUCUGAUGAGAUUCAAGAGCAUUACGUAUCUUUAGGGGCGGAGGUUUACACUUAUUCUAAUUCUAAACCCCAACCGACUCAAGAGGAACCCGCUAGUCCUUCGCCAUUGAAUAACCAAGGCGCAGUAGAGCCAACAAAGGCAUACAGCUAUCAACCAGGCUCUACGAAGACUUGGACUAGCGAAGCCCUCCCUACUGGCCACACCACGUACCCAACGAUCUCUAAAACCCCCAACCCAGCCAGCGCUCAGUACGGCACGAACACUCCUAUUGUUGUGGCUGAAGCAGUUAAUAUCUAUCGGACGUCUUGGAACGUAGUGGCUAUUGUUUGCAUUGUUGCAGUUCUUUUGUUCUGA